GCACUCAACAACAAGUGAAACUAAGAACACUGUGGAUCGAGCCUCUAUUCCAUCCACUAUGACUAUCUCUAUGUGGCGUUGAGGCGAGGCGCCUAGAGAUAGAAGCGGAAGUAAGGGCAGCUGAAGCCAUGAGGGGGCGUGGCCAGAGGGACCCCUUUGCCCACUCUCAAGAUGGAGGAGCCCAGCAUGCGGGAGAUGGAGAGCAGCAGCAGCAGCUCUAGCAACAGCAGCAGCGAUGAGGAGGAGGCAGCAGACGAUGUAGAGAUGAAGGAGGAUGGCCAAGAGGAAAAGAAGGAGCGGGAGAAGGGCCGAGGAGGGGCCUAUGUCCCAGGCCAAGGGCCCCCUCCAGCUGCUGGGGAGGAGCUGAUCAUGGACGAGGGCGCCUACCGCCUCUACCAUCGGGCAGGGACUGGUGCUCCUUGUUUGAGCUUUGACAUUUUACAUGAUGCCCUUGGAGAGAAUCGAACCACUUACCCACUGAGUCUUCUCCUCUGUGCUGGAACUCAAGCAGAAAGUGCCCAGGCCAAUAGGUUGAUGGUAAUGAAGAUGCAUAACCUCCAUGGGACCAAACAAGCUACCAAAGAUACUUUGGGAUCAGAAAGCAGCAGUGAUAGUGAUGAAGAUGAAGACAAUGAAGAAAAGAAACCACAACUGGAAUUAGCCAUGGUUCCCCACUAUGGGGGUAUCAACAGAGUUCGGGUGACAGAACUGGGAGACUCACCUAUAGCUGCUGUUUGGUCUGAGAAGGGGCAGGUGAACAUCUAUGAUCUACAGCGACCCCUGGCAGCAGUGUUUAACUCCCAAACCAUGGCGGUCUUCCUGAGAGAAGAGCAGGCCAAGAUCAAACCCAUCUUCUCAUUUGCUGGGCAUAUGACUGAGGGGUUUGCUAUGGAUUGGUCUCCCAAGAAACCAGGCACUCUUCUGACUGGUGAUUGCAACAAAAAUAUCCAUUUAUGGACACCCAGGGAAGAUGGUUCAUGGUUGGUAGACCAGCGGCCUUUCACUGCCCACACUGCAUCUGUGGAAGACCUACAGUGGUCCCCAAAUGAAGCUACAGUUUUUGCUUCCUGCUCAGCAGAUGCUACCAUCCGGAUCUGGGAUAUACGGGCAGCACCAGGGAAAGCUUGCAUGCUCACCACCAGCCAGGCACAUGAUGCAGAUGUCAAUGUGAUCAGCUGGAACCGAAAUGAACCUUUUAUUGUGAGCGGUGGUGAUGAUGGAGCCCUUAAGAUCUGGGACCUGAGGCAGUUUCAGAAAGGGUCAGCUGUAGCCACCUUCAAGCAGCACACAGCACCUAUCACAUCUGUUGAAUGGCACCCUACAGACAGUGGUGUAUUUGCAGCUUCUGGUGCUGAUGAUCAGGUGACUCAGUGGGACUUGGCUGUGGAGCGAGAUGAGGAAAGUGAAACUGAGGACCCAGCUUUGGCCUCCAUCCCACCCCAGCUGCUGUUUGUUCACCAAGGAGAGAAUGAUAUUAAGGAGCUGCAUUGGCAUCCCCAGUGCCCUGGCACCCUCAUCACCACAGCCCUAUCUGGUUUCAACAUUUUUCGAACCAUCAGUGUCUGAGGGAAGGGUUAUGAAAAUGGCUGCCAUGUACAUAGCCUGUUCUUCACUCAUUUCAAAAUGGUUGCUACUUCUUUCCCCUUCAACUGAGAACUUUUUAAAAUUGUACCUUCAUUGACCUAAAUUAACUAAUAAUUUCUGCUUUUCAAAUAGAAAUCUGGCAUAGUCUUUUGAUGAGGUUAUCACCUUUUCCUGUCCUCCAGUCAAUGGGUGAUAACGAAUAGAGUAGCUGCUCUGUUUUAUCUAAACUAAUGUUCUUUCUCUUUUCCCUGUGAGCAACACAGAUGACUCAGGCUUCAUUUAGAUGCUACCAUUAUGCUAUCAGGGAAUAGAGUUCAGAGGAAAGUAGGACAAGGAAGGGGGGAAACUGCAUUCCUGCAGAAGUUCAACUAUACCUCCCACCAUCCCCCUUAGCAUCAUUAUUAGGUAGUGCACAAGUUCUGGAAGGCCAUAGCUUUCCUAUCCCUGGGAGUUUGUGUUGUGUACAGAACAGUCCAGUCUGUAUGAUUAGUACUUUUGAAUUGUCUAUGCAAAUUAUAGACUCUAGCAUGCUAACAGUGACAGCCAUUUUGCAACAAGGAGAGUUUAUAGUGUAUUUUGAAGAGGGUGUAUUUGAUUAAAUAUAAAUUAUUUUGGAAGAAAGAUUUAA
This is a messenger RNA of Sceloporus undulatus (fence lizard), 2212 nucleotides long. RefSeq names its product glutamate rich WD repeat containing 1 (gene GRWD1). NCBI's taxonomy places the organism in Eukaryota, Metazoa, Chordata, Lepidosauria, Squamata, Phrynosomatidae. Gene Ontology annotation, molecular function: protein binding. The coding region runs from base 172 to 1566 and encodes 464 amino acids. The record is from RefSeq and is a predicted model, not a curated record. The transcript has 7 exons.